Messenger RNA from Cylicocyclus nassatus, 549 nucleotides. Lineage: Eukaryota; Metazoa; Nematoda; Chromadorea; Rhabditida; Strongylidae. The record is from the annotation of a GenBank genome assembly.
AUGGCGGAAGCUGACGAGGUUUGUCAGCCGAUGCGCGAAAAGCAACUGAUGUGCGAGGAGCAGCGUACGCAACAGGAGCAGGAGCAGUCGAUGCGCGAAAAGCAACCUAUGUACGAGGAACAGCCGUUACCUUCGAACUACCCAGUAACAUUCGAAGAGCAGCCAAUGCGCAAGGAACAGCCAAUAAUGCUCGAGAAGCAUUUUGUGCCCGAGGAGCAGCAGCACGAGGGUCAGACAGUGCGCAACGAAACUCCAUCAAGCACGUUGACCGACGCACCGGAAACUGUGAGAACCUGCCUUAGAAAUGUCAUUGAUGUUAGCGAUUUCCCAAGGGAUUUAUAUGAUCAAAUCGCCAAGGGCAUGCUCAGUAGCACCGAUCUGGAGCGAAUUAUCUGUGAGUGUCUCCACGAAAUUCAAUUCGACAUGAGUGACCUUCAACAUAUGGCAAGAACAUCUCAACUGAACACAUCAUCUAACCAGGCCGAGGCUAUUCGCUCCCUAGCAGGGGUCCGCAUCGCUCAUAGGCUUCAGGUACCACAGUCAACGUAG